AUGGAAGAUAACAGCUCACUGGUUGGUGUUGAGUCUCUAAGGUGGCACAAGCUCCUCAUUGUGCAGAUCCUGGUGAACCUUUUUCUUUGCAUCAACUCUUUUCUCAUUGUGACCUUUUUUUUAAAUGAAUGCUUCUAUACAACUACACGCUAUGUCUUAUUUGCUGUUACACUGUUUUCCGAUAGCUUCCUAUUGUUAAUUUCUAAUAUAAUGCUCAUCUUGAGCUAUUUCCAGUUUCCCAUCCCAGUUUGGUUAUGCAUCAUCAUGUCUGUUGGAGCACGUAUGUAUAUUACAGUCACACCAGUUACUUUGACAGUGAUGACCCUGGAGCGCUACGUGGCCAUUUGCAUGCCCCUGCGCCACGGAGAGCUGUGCUCCCGAAGCACCACUGUGAACUGUGUACUCAUUAUUCACGGUCUCAGCUCCGUACCUUGGAUGGUUUUUUUCUCCAUCUUCUUUGCCACAGCCUCACGUAGUUUUUACACACAUGACAGAGUGUGCUCUGUUGCGAUAUUCAUUUUGUUCAGAUGGCAAGCUGAUAUUAGGGCAAGUAUUAGUCAGUUUUACUUUGUGCUCAUGGUCAUUACUAUUAUAUUCUGCUAUGUUGAAAUAAUGAAAGUAGCCAAAGCUGUAUCAGGAGAGAAAAAAAAGUCAACAGGGAAAGGGCUCAGAACGGUCAUUCUUCAUGCUUUCCAGCUGCUGCUCUGUCUCAUCCAGCUGUGGUGUCCGUUCAUAGAAACUGCUGUCCUUCAGAUUAGUUUAAAAUUAUUUCUUAAUGUCAGGUACAUUAACUACUUAACUUUUAGUCUUGCUCCAAGAUGCCUGAGUCCUCUCAUUUAUGGCCUCAGGGAUGAAAAAUUUCUUCAUGCACUGAAAAGGAAUAUUUUCUUUGGCUUGUGUAAAAUAAAUAUUAGAGAAAUGUAG
This is a messenger RNA of Pseudoliparis swirei, 924 nucleotides long. Its product is annotated as odorant receptor 131-2-like. Gene Ontology annotation, molecular function: G protein-coupled receptor activity. Gene Ontology annotation, biological process: G protein-coupled receptor signaling pathway. The record is from RefSeq and is a predicted model, not a curated record. NCBI's taxonomy places the organism in Eukaryota, Metazoa, Chordata, Actinopteri, Perciformes, Liparidae. The transcript has a single exon. Bases 1 to 924 code for a protein of 307 amino acids. Gene Ontology annotation, cellular component: membrane.